AUGGACCACUGGGAUGUCAAUGCACGACGCAAGAAGCUGCAAGUCCUCGGCUUUGAUAAUCGAGGUGUUGGUGGCAGUGAUGCCCCAUUAACACGCUAUACGACGAGUCCAAUGGCUCAAGACACAUUGAAAUUGCUGGACCAUGUUGGAUGGUACUCGGCACAUUUUAUAGGUGGAAGCAUGGGUGGUAUGAUUGCUCUUAAACUAGCAGCGAGAUGGCCAAAGCGAGUGCGUUCGUUGACGCUAGCGAUCACAAUGCGUGGGGCGUAUGUGCCACAUCCAAGGGCGUGGAAACCUUUCCUUGGAUCGAUUCUUGGUAGAUCAAUGCACUGCGUCAUGGAGCUUCUGUACCCGAGUACGAUCCUUGACAAACCCAUUGAAGAUUGUAAGGAUCUUAAUGUGCAAGAUGUGCUCAUAAAUUACCACGCAACACCGCAGUCUGACAACGCUUUGCCUCCGCUGUGCGCGCUGAUUGCUCAAGGUAUGGCGUGCUUGACACACUACGUCUCGGAACUUAUCGCCAAGUCGGGCUUUCCGAUCUUCAUUAUCGGAAGUAAGCAAGACAUUUGA
Peronospora belbahrii is the source of this 570-nucleotide messenger RNA. NCBI's taxonomy places the organism in Eukaryota, Oomycota, Peronosporomycetes, Peronosporales, Peronosporaceae. The record is from the annotation of a GenBank genome assembly.